GCUGCGAGCGCGCCGGCGCCCGCUUCAACACCCGCGGCUUGAAUGACGAUGGCCAUGUGUCCAACUUCGUGGAGACAGAGCAGACGAUUUACAUGGAUGAUGGAGUGUCGUCUUUUGUCCAGAUCAGAGGCUCGGUUCCACUGUUUUGGGAGCAGCCAGGGCUUCAGGUUGGCUCCCAUCAUCUCAGACUCCACAGAGGCCUGGAAGCCAACGCCCCUGCUUUCGACAGGCACAUGGUGCUUCUGAAGGAGCAGUACGGGAAGCAGGUGGUCGUGAACUUGCUUGGAAGCAGAGGUGGAGAAGAGGUGCUGAACAGAGCCUUCAAGAAGUUGCUCUGGGCUUCCUGCCACGCCAGCGACACGCCUAUGAUAAAUUUUGACUUCCAUCAGUUUGCCAAAGGUGGGAAGCUAGAGAAAUUGGAGAACCUUCUGAGGCCUCAGUUAAAGUUGCACUGGGAUGACUUUGACGUGUUCACGAAGGGCGAGCAUGUAAGUCCACGUUUUCAGAAAGGCACUUUGCGAAUGAACUGUCUCGACUGCCUGGACCGCACCAACACCGUGCAGUGCUUCAUUGCGCUCGAGGUCCUUCAUCUGCAGCUCGAGAGCCUGGGGCUGAACUCAAAACCCAUCGUUGACCGCUUUGUGGAGGCCUUCAAAGCCAUGUGGUCUCUGAAUGGGCACAGCCUGAGCAAGGUGUUCACGGGCAGCAGGGCCCUGGAAGGGAAGGCCAAGGUGGGGAAGCUGAAGGACGGGGCCCGGUCUGUAUCUCGUACCAUCCAGUCCAGCUUCUUCGACGGGGUAAAGCAGGAGGCCAUCAAGCUGCUGCUGGUUGGGGACGUCUGCAACGAGGAGUCGACAGACAAAGGAAGGAUGCUCCUGGACAACACGGCCCUCCUGGUGACUCCCAGGAUCCUGAAAGCUAUGACUGAGCGUCAGGCCGAAUUCAUGAAGUUCAGACGGAUCCGCGUGGCCAUGGGGACCUGGAACGUGAAUGGAGGAAAGCAGUUCCGGAGCCACCUCCUCGGGACGGCGGAGCUCACAGACUGGCUGCUCGACUCGCCCAGGCUCUCGGGAGCUGCGGAGCCCCAGGAUGACAGCAGCCCGGCUGACAUAUUUGCCGUGGGGUUUGAAGAGAUGGUGGAACUGAGUGCAGGAAAUAUUGUUAAUGCCAGCACCACCAACAGGAAGAUGUGGGGUGAGCAGCUGCAGAAAGCCAUCUCCCGCUCUCAUAGGGACGUGGCGAUCGACACCGUGAAGACAGGCAUGGGGGGAAAGGCGGGCAACAAGGGCGCCGUCGGCAUCCGCUUUCAGCUCCACAGCACCAGCUUCUGCUUCGUCUGCAGCCACCUGACGGCCGGGCAGUCCCAGGUGAAGGAAAGGAACGAAGACUACAAGGAGAUCACCCAGAAGCUCUGCUUCCCAACGGGAAGAGAUGUUUUUUCUCACGACUAUGUGUUUUGGUGUGGCGAUUUCAACUACCGCAUUGAUCUUACUUACGAAGAAGUCUUCUAUUUUGUUAAACGCCAAGACUGGAAGAAACUUCUGGAAUUUGAUCAGCUACAGCUACAGAAAUCAAGUGGAAAAAUUUUUAAAGACUUUCACGAAGGAACCAUUAAUUUUGGGCCCACCUACAAAUAUGACGUUGGCUCUGCCGCCUAUGAUACAAGUGACAAGUGCCGCACGCCGGCCUGGACGGACAGGGUGCUGUGGUGGAGGAAGAAGCACGCUUCUGAUAAAACAGCUGGAGAACUGAACCUCCUGGACAACGAUCUAGAUGCUGAUGCCAAAGUCAGACAUGCCUGGUCUCCUGGCGCCCUCAUGUACUACGGCCGCGCGGAGCUGCAAGCGUCUGAUCACAGGUACAGUCCUCGCUGUGACAGCACGUUCUCCUGUACUGGAGAAGGCAGCGUCUCCUCCUCCCGGUGGCCCAUCGACAUGCUGUCCCCAUCAGAAUUGUGU
Molecule: messenger RNA, 1958 nt
Organism: Galeopterus variegatus (Sunda flying lemur)
Lineage: Eukaryota; Metazoa; Chordata; Mammalia; Dermoptera; Cynocephalidae
Product: synaptojanin-2-like
Exons: 15
Biological process (GO): phosphatidylinositol dephosphorylation; brain development; synaptic vesicle endocytosis
Cellular component (GO): presynapse; perinuclear region of cytoplasm
Molecular function (GO): phosphatidylinositol-4,5-bisphosphate 5-phosphatase activity
Source: RefSeq, a predicted model, not a curated record